AUGGGUGCAAAAUGGAACUCAAUGAUUGCAAUAGUCUUUGUGGUGGCUAUGAUAAUGGCAAUGGAAAAUGUCAGCGGAGAAACAUUGCGACAAUGCCGUGAAGAUUGCAUUCAAGGUUGUGCCACCACCGGCGCGCUUCCGUCCAAAUGCCUCCAGAAUUGUUACCGUGGAUGCCCUUGGCUUACAACCAACAAAAGGUAUCGUUUUUAA
Messenger RNA from Eruca vesicaria subsp. sativa (arugula), 210 nucleotides. The record is from the annotation of a GenBank genome assembly. Lineage: Eukaryota; Viridiplantae; Streptophyta; Magnoliopsida; Brassicales; Brassicaceae.